This is a messenger RNA of Adineta steineri, 291 nucleotides long. NCBI's taxonomy places the organism in Eukaryota, Metazoa, Rotifera, Eurotatoria, Adinetida, Adinetidae. The record is from the annotation of a GenBank genome assembly.
AUGCCACAACCAAAAAAAGUCGCCGGAAAAAAACAAGCUGAGACAAUUAAUCAACGUCUCCAACUUGUUAUGAAAUCCGCUAAUACACCACAAAUCAGAAAAAGUGAAAUCGAAUAUUAUGCUAUGUUAGCUAAAACUGGUGUACAUCAUUAUGGUGGAAAUAAUAUUGAAUUAGGUACAGCUUGCGGUAAAUAUUUCCGUGUUGGUAUUCUUGCUAUUACUGACCCAGGUGAUUCAGACAUUAUUCGAACAGUACCAGGUGAACAAUCGACUGCUAUUGCAACAUCAUAA